AGUCAGGGUGCGCUCCGCCGCCGCGUACAGAGUAAGCCGGCGCAACCAUGUGCGAGGUGGGCGAGGACUACCGUGCGUCCGCGCCCGAGGAGCCGCCGCUGACACGACCCGGCCGUGAGCAGAAGUGUGUGAAGUGCAAGGAAGGCCCACCUGUGGUGGUGAUUCGAGCAGGAGAUGCCUUCUGCAGGGACUGUUUCAAGGUGUUUUACGUCCACAAGUUCAGGGCCAUGCUUGGAAAGAACCGACUGAUCUUUCCGGGAGAAAAGGUGCUCCUGGCAUGGUCCGGGGGACCUUCGUCCAGCUCCAUGGUCUGGCAGGUCCUGGAGGGCCUGAGUCGAGAUUCUGCCAAGAGACUGCGUUUUGUGCCAGGAGUCAUCUACGUCGACGAGGGAGCAGCCUGUGGCCGGAGCCCCGAAGACAGAGCCAGAACUCUGGUGGAGGUAGAGCAAGUCCUGCAGAAUGUCGGCUUCCCGAGCCAUGUCAUCGCCUUGGAAGAGGUGUUUGGCUUGCCGCCGUCUGUGCUACGCUGCUUUGCCCGGGAGCCAGAGUCGGUGGGGACCGAGGGUGCCUACAAGGCGGCCGUGGACAGUUUCCUCCAGCAACAGUGUGUGCUGGGGGCAGGGGGGGAGGAGCCCUGGAGCCAGCCCCGCCCCCAGGGCCCCCAGAGUCUGGCCGGGCCCCCCACAGCUGUGCAGACUGAGGCUCUGUCCAGACUGUUCGAUUCAGUGAAGACGCUGACGGCCAAGGAGGAGCUUCUGCAGACACUGCGGACCCACUUGAUCCUGCACGUGGCCCGGACUCAUGGCUACUCUAAGGUGAUGGCGGGGGACAGCUGCACCCGCCUGGCCGUGAAGCUCAUGACCAGCCUGGCACUUGGGAGAGGGGCCUUCCUCGCCUGGGACACGGGCUUCUCGGACGAGCGGCAUGGUGAUGUGGUGGUGGUGCGGCCAAUGCGUGAGCACACGCUGAAGGAGGUCGCCUUCUACAACCGCCUGUUUGCCGUCCCGUCUGUCUUUACACCGGCCGUCGACACCAAGGCCCCCGAGAAGGCCAGCAUCCACCGGCUGAUGGAAGCCUUCCUGCUCAGGCUGCAGGCCCAGUUCCCCUCCACCGUCAGCACCGUGUACAGGACAAGUGAGAAGCUGGUCAAGGCCCCCAGGGAAGGCUGUGCUGCCAGCCCCCCUGGCCCCCGCUGCCUGCUCUGCCUGUGCACCCUGGACGUCGACAGUGCUGACAGUGCCACGGCUUUUGGGGCUCAGACCUCAUCACAUCUCUCCCAGAUGCAGGCCCCCGGCCCACAAGCUGAGGCCGGGACGCCCACCACCCUCUGCUGUUGUCCGGGGCUGGGCGGUGCCCAAGGCUGCUGUGCGAGGGAGGACCCCCGAGCCUGUGUGGUGGAGCAGCUGUGCUAUGGCUGCCGUGUGAACGCGAGGGACCUGCCCUCCCUGGACUCCCUGCCGCCCUACAUCCUGGCUGAGGCCCAGCUCCGCAGCCAGAGGGCUGGGGGCGAGCAGGAGAUCCAAGCAUAUCUGCUGGGGGACCACGAUGAUGAGGUGCUGCCCGGUGGGAGCUGAGGAAGAUGUCCUGGCAGAGCUUAAGGAUGCGGUCCACGCACGGCAACUCCUCGAACAUGAUGGAGUGCGAGAUUUCGCUGAAGAAGCCACGCACAAACUUGCCGAUGACCAGCACGAUGGACACGUAGAGACCCA
Molecule: messenger RNA, 1709 nt
Organism: Vicugna pacos (alpaca)
Lineage: Eukaryota; Metazoa; Chordata; Mammalia; Artiodactyla; Camelidae
Source: RefSeq, a predicted model, not a curated record